CUGGGUAGAGCUCAUUUGACUGAAGGUCAACACAACCCUGCAGGUUCACAGACUUGAGUGGUGAAAAUGACAUCCACAGCACGCCGAGUGGCCCAUCAGCAGGAGAGAGCAGAUGGCAUCGGCACCAACGAGACGGCCGUGAAGUUUGCUGGCCAGGAUUACGAGACUCUUCUGCAGAAGUGUCUGAGCAGUGGACGCCUGUUUGAAGAUGUCUCUUUUCCAGCUGAGAGCAAGUCUUUGGGCUACAACGAGCUGGGGCCCUUCUCRCCGAAGACAAAGGGCAUCGUUUGGAAGAGACCAACGGAGAUUUGUUCCAACCCAAAGUUCAUUGACGAUGGAGCCACGAGGACUGACAUCUGUCAAGGAGCUUUGGGUGACUGCUGGCUCCUGGCUGCCAUUGCUUCUCUGACUCUGGACCAGCAGAUCCUGGCACGAGUUGUGCCCCCUGGACAGAGUUUCACCGAAAAUUACGCCGGAAUAUUUCACUUUCAGUUCUGGCAGUACGGGGUGUGGGUGGAUGUUGUGAUUGAUGACCGGUUACCUACCAAAGAUGGAAAGCUUCUGUUUGUCCACUCAGCUGAGGGCUCAGAGUUUUGGAGCGCUUUGAUGGAGAAGGCUUACGCCAAGGUGAAUGGCUCCUAUGAGGCCUUAUCAGGAGGAACUACCAUUGAAGGUUUCGAGGAUUUCACAGGAGGGAUUGCUGAAACGUACACCUUAAGCAAAGCUCCUCCGCAGCUCUUCCAAAUCAUUCAAAAGGCCCUGAAUCUGGGUUCACUGAUGGGUUGCUCUAUCGACAUCACAAGUGCCCGUGAAACAGAGGCAGUGACAGCRCUAAAGCUUGUAAAAGGACACGCAUACUCUCUUACCGGUGCAGAAGAGGUUCAUUUUCAAGGCAAGCCYGUUAAGCUGGUUCGUAUCAGGAACCCUUGGGGAGAAGUGGAGUGGACCGGGCCCUGGAGUGAUGGAUCCAAGGAAUGGAGCUACAUCAGUGCGGAUGAGAAAUCAAAGUUGAACAAUGUGGCCGAAGACGGAGAGUUCUGGAUGGCCUAUUCAGACUUCAUCAAGAACUUCUCCAGACUGGAGAUCUGUAACUUGACCCCAGACACGCUGGAGAGCAACGACAUGGGCCAGUGGAACAACUACCAGUUUGAGGGCAUGUGGAGGGUCGGUUCCACUGCUGGAGGCUGCCGCAACAACGCAGCCACGUUCCCAUACAACCCUCAGUUCCUGGUGCAUCUGGAGGACGUGGAUGAGAACCCUGUGGAUGGAAAGGAUGGAUGCACCUUCCUGGUGGGGCUGAUGCAAAAGGGCGGACGAUUGCAGAAGCGGCUCAACCAGGACAUGGAGUCUAUUGGCUUUUCUAUUUAUAAGGUCCCAGACGAGUACAAAGGCAAGAACAACGUUCACCUGGGCCCCGAAGUGCUGCUGCGUCAGAGGCACRUAGCCAUAAGCACGUUCAUCAACACCAGGGAAGUGUGCGAGCGCUUCAAACUCCCUCCUGGAGAAUACGCCAUAAUUCCCUCCACCUUCCCGCCUCACAAGAACGGCAGCUUCGUUCUCAGGGUCUUCUCUGAGAAAGCCGCUAACACCAGACCACUUGAAGCAGACAUUCGYGCUGUAAUAAAGGAGAAGGAGAUAUCWGAAAAGGAUAUGGAUCCUGAGUUCAAACGCAUCUUCAAGCAGAUUGCUGGCAGUGACAUGGAAGUGUCUGCCUUUGAACUGGUUGAGGUUCUUAACAAYGUCGUCUCACACCGUUCUGACAUCAAGACWCAUGGAUUCACCCUUGAGACGGGUCGCCUCAUAGUCAGUCUGCUGGACAAAGAUGACAAUGGCACAUUGGGAAUAAAGGAAUUCCAUGUGUUUUGGAGCAAACUUCAAAAAUAUCUGGAGAUCUUCAAGAGUCACGACUCGGACCACUCUGGCACGAUGAGCAGCCACGAAAUGAGAGAGGCUGCAACCAAAGCAGGGUUUCAAGUCAACAAUGCCCUGCUGCAGGCCAUUGUCAACCGUUACGCCGAUGCUCAGUACGCCAUAGACUUUGACAGCUUUGUAGGCUGCCUCGUUAAGCUGGAAAUGCUCUACAAAAUGUUCAAGACCCUGGAAAGAGACAACUCAGGGAAGAUCGAGCUGAACUUGCAGCAGUGGAUGUGCCUGGCCAUCUAUUAGCUCUGAAAGCAACAAGCAAGAUCCAGAAAGAAGAAGCAAAUUGGAUGCAUUGUUCAUUCUUUUAUGCCAAAUACGGAUAAACGUGUGUUACUGACAAAGUUUUAAGCAAAUUUGAUACUCGUGCAUUUGUUAUUCAGCUCUUUGGCUGCUGUGAAAUCAAAAUAAAUGUCACCCAUAUUAAAUCAUAAA
This is a messenger RNA of Austrofundulus limnaeus, 2355 nucleotides long. Its product is annotated as calpain-2 catalytic subunit. Gene Ontology annotation, cellular component: cytoplasm. The transcript is spliced from 21 exons. The coding region runs from base 67 to 2166 and encodes 699 amino acids. The record is from RefSeq and is a predicted model, not a curated record. Gene Ontology annotation, molecular function: calcium-dependent cysteine-type endopeptidase activity; calcium ion binding. Lineage: Eukaryota; Metazoa; Chordata; Actinopteri; Cyprinodontiformes; Rivulidae. Gene Ontology annotation, biological process: proteolysis.